Trichoderma citrinoviride is the source of this 556-nucleotide messenger RNA. RefSeq names its product acetyltransferase. NCBI's taxonomy places the organism in Eukaryota, Fungi, Ascomycota, Sordariomycetes, Hypocreales, Hypocreaceae. The transcript is spliced from 2 exons. Bases 5 to 556 code for a protein of 183 amino acids. Gene Ontology annotation, molecular function: protein-N-terminal amino-acid acetyltransferase activity. Gene Ontology annotation, cellular component: NatC complex. Gene Ontology annotation, biological process: N-terminal peptidyl-methionine acetylation. The record is from RefSeq and is a predicted model, not a curated record.
CAUCAUGGCGGUGUCGUCGACCAAGCAGCUGCCCGUCGCCCUGGAAUACGUCCAGUAUGAGCACCGGCUCGAGAGCCAGUAUCUGCCAGCCAUCCGGGCGCUCAUCUCAAAAGACCUGAGCGAGCCAUACAGCAUCUACGUCUAUCGGUACUUUCUCUGCCAAUGGUCUCACCUCUGCUUCAUGGCCCUGGAUCCCAAAGACUCCUCUCUCAUCGGCGUCAUCAUCUGCAAGCUUGAGGUUCAUUCCUCUCACUCGCCUCCAACCCGGCGAGGCUACAUCGCCAUGCUGGCCGUGGCAUCGCCGUUCCGCGGCCGGGGGGUGGCCACCGCGCUGGUGAAGAAGGCCAUCGAGGCCAUGGCAAGCCGGAACGCCGACGAGGUGGUGCUGGAGACGGAGGAGACGAAUACGCCCGCCAUGAAGCUGUACGAGGGGCUCGGCUUCAUCCGAUCCAAAAAGCUGCAUCGAUAUUAUCUCAACGGGAACAGCGCGUACCGGCUGAUCCUCCUGCUCAAGGCCGCCGACCCGGAUCAAGACCUCCACUACGAUGAGCAAUGA